AUGAGAUUAGAUUUUCAAUUAGGAGAUGUCACAGACGACAAGGUCAAACUGAGCUUUCUAGCUUGCAAUCUUGAAGGACGCGCCCUUUCUUGGCUAUUGGAUUAUGCGAAAAAAGCCAGAACGAGCCAAAACUCGAAAUUAGACUACGAUCGAGUGAUAGCCGACUUUCGAUCAUAUUUUAGGAUCUUUUUAAACUCGUUCCACGUAUACGAAGAACGGGUAUCUCUUAGACAAACCGGGUCGCUAACUGCGUACAGUGAGAAGUUUAAAAAGUGGAAAUUCAUCUUGGAUGAGGAUAUGGAGAUUUCUGAGAUGGCCAGUGUCCAUCAGUAUGUGGUGGGAUUGAAGCCAAAAAUCAAGAAAUUGGUAAGAGAGCAGGAACCCAAAACACUAAGUGAAGCAAUAAUACAUGCUAGGGCUGCGAGUGCAUUGGAAACGGGUGAUCGAACUACGAAGUCUUCCAAAAAACGUUGA
This is a messenger RNA of Lachancea meyersii CBS 8951, 474 nucleotides long. Lineage: Eukaryota; Fungi; Ascomycota; Saccharomycetes; Saccharomycetales; Saccharomycetaceae. The record is from the annotation of a GenBank genome assembly.